AUGAUGGCAAAAAAACAAGAUGCAAAGGCGCCCACCUACAACCUGGUCGUGGUGGGCCUGUCCGGCACAGAGAAAGAGAAGGGGCAGUGUGGUGUGGGCAAGUCCUGCCUGUGCAACCGCUUUGUCCGUCCCAGCGCAGACGACUUUUACCUUGACCACACCUCCGUGCUAAGCACCAGUGACUUCGGGGGACGUGUGGUGAAUAAUGACCACUUCCUGUUCUGGGGGGAAACGGGGCGGGUGCUGGAGGAGGGGCCAGAGUGCAGAAUGCACGUGGUGGAGCAGACAGAGUUUAUUGAUGACCAGACGUUCCAGCCGCACCGUUCCACAGCCCUCCAGCCCUACAUCAAGAGGGCAGCCUCCAACAAGCUGGCCUCUGCAGAGAAGCUGAUGUACUUCUGCACGGACCAGCUUGGGCUGGAGCAGGACUUUGAGCAGAAGCAGAUGCCCGAGGGGAAGCUGAUGGUGGAUGGCUUCCUCCUCUGUGUGGACGUCAGCAGGGGCAUGAACCGCAACUUUGACGACCAGAUGAAGUUCAUCACUAAUCUCUACAAUCAGCUAGCCAAGAACAAGAAGCCAGUGGUUCUGGUGCUCACCAAGUGUGACGAGGGGGUGGAGCGCUACAUCAAGGACUCUCACACCUUCGCCCUGGCCAAGAAGAACCUCCAGGUGGUGGAGACAUCCGCACGCUCCAAUGUCAACGUAGACCUGGCCUUCCUCACCCUGGUGCAGCUAAUAGACAAGGGCCGGGGCAAACCCAAGAUCAUCCCCUACUUUGAGGCCCUGAAGCAGCAGAGCCAGCAGAUUGCCUCGGCUAAAGACCGCUAUGAAUGGCUGGUCAGCCGCAUCGUGAAGAACCACAAUGAGACGUGGCCCAACAUCAACCGGCGCAUGCAGACCUCCUCAGAGUACAAGGAGUAUGUCUUCCUGGAGGGCACGGCCAAAGCCAAGAAACUCUUCCAGCAGCACGUCCACAGGCUCAAACAGGAACACAUUGAGCGAAGGCGGAAGGUCUAUCUUAGCACCCUGCCUCAGGCACUGGGUUCCCUAGUCCCUGAGCUGGACGAGAUCGACCACCUGAGCUGGUCCGGGGUCCAGAAGGUUCUGGAGACCAAGCGGGACUUCUCCCAUUGGUUCGUUGUGUUGGACGACACCCCCUGGGAGACCACGCCACACAUAGACAAGAUGGAUGAUGAGAGGAUUCCCCAGGAUCUCCUGGAGACCCCUGUGGCCGAGACGAUUUACGAGAGCCACCUGGAGCACCUGAGAAACGAGCGCAAACGGGCAGAGAUGAGGUGGGAGUUCAAGGAGCAGCUCAGUGCCUCUCCCUUCAUCACAGCAGGCAAACCCUGGGAGGAGGCACGCAGCUUCAUCAUGAAUGAAGACUUCUAUCAGUGGCUCGAAGAACAAGAGUACCUAGACAUCUACAACAGGCACCAGAAGGAGAUCAUCGACCGAGCAAAGGAGGACUUCCAGGAGCUGCUGCUGGAGUACUCAGAGCUCUUCUAUGAGCUGGAGGUAGACGCCAAGCCCAGUAAGGAGAAGAUGGGGGCCAUCCAGGAGGUGUUGGGGGAGGAGCAGAGGUUCAAGGCCCUGCAGAAGUUGCAGGCAGAGAGGGAUGCUCUGGUGCUCAAGCAUAUCCACUUUGUCUACCACCCCACCAAGGAGACCUGCCCAAAUAGCCCCCACUGUGUGGACUGUAAGAUUGAACAGGUUCUAGCCUCCAAGUUCCCCACUCGAUACUCCUUCUUCGAUAGCCAUAAACCGGGCGACGGGAACGCAGAUCGGAUAAACCUGGUCAUUCUGGGUAAAGAUGGCCUGGGUAGAGAACUGGCCAAUGAGAUCAGGGCUUUGUGCACCAAUGACGACCGGUACGUGCUGGAUGGGAAAAUGUAUGAAUUGUCCCUCCGGCCCAUAGAGGGUAACGUGCGUUUGCCGGUCAAUUCCUUCCAUACGCCUACCUUCACCCCCCAUGGCGUCCUGUGUCUCUACAACUCUAUGGAGUCACUAUCCUACAUUGUGGAGAGCAUUGAGAAGCUUAGAGAGUCAACGCUAGGCCGAAGGGAAAACAGUCUAUUUCAGCUGCCCAUGAACCUUCUCCUAGUCACCAAACGGGGGGUAGGGUCCGUCAGGGACAUUGGGGGGGAGACGGCUCACACACUUAUCCUCCAGGGGCAGCAGGUGGCUGGGAAGCUACAAUGUGGUUACCUAGACCCCGCCUCCCCUGGGGUGGGCUAUGGACGCAAUGUGAACGAAAAGCAGAUCAACCAGGUGUUAAAAGGUCUUUUAGAAUGCCGUAGGCCCCCUGGGAGCAUAGGCAGCAGCUCCCCUCCUUUACCCCCUUCCUUCAGAGACUCUCACUCCCAGCCCAUACCCGAGACAGACCUGCGGAUAGUCAUGUGCCUGAUGUGUGGGGACGAUUAUGACGUGGAGCAGCUCCUCUCUCCUCUCCUGCUGCCCCAGCACUGUCGGCCGGCCUCCAGCCUGAGCAGUGGCACGUCUGUGCUCCUAGAGCUCACGGUGGGGGCCCAGAGGCACACCAUCGACCUCUCCCUGCUCUCCUUCCACUCCUCAUUUGCCCUACGGAAGAGCCGGCUGGUGCACGGCUACAUUGCAGUGUAUUCGGCCAGGCGCAAGGCGUCCAUGGAGACCCUGUGUGCGUUCCUGUGCGAGGUGCAGGACAUUAUCCCCGUGCAGCUGCUGGCGGUGGGGGAGAGCCAGGCUGAGCUGUCGGACUCUGAGGCGGCCAGGGAGCAGGUGAGCCAGGGGGAGGAGCUGGCCCGGGAGAUCGAGGCCAGGUUUAACACAGUAGUGUGUGGGCCUGGAGGGGUGGUGGGAGGCCUGCACAGGAUAGACCUCUUCCAGCCCUUCCUGAAGGAGGUUGUGGAGAAACGCACCAUAGUGGAGGCCACACACAUGUACGAUAAUGUAGCAGAGGCCUGCACCACUGAGAGCAUGAGCCCGGCCCGCUGCAAUUCCCCCAGCCCCAUCAACACCCUGCUAGACUCUGAGGAGGACGUGGAGCCCUCACCCCCCUACCCUGAUGGUACCCUCACCUCCCACCUGGGGGGCUUCAAGCUCCCUGACCUGGAGUCCAGCGACGCCUUCUCAGUCAUCUCUGAGAUCAGCACCUUCGAGAGCAAGCUCAACAACAAGGUGCCCCCCCAGGUGCGGCCCAAGCCCACCGUACGGAAAGUCAACCUGGGGCCCUACAUGGACCAGCAAGGGACCAACCGCCGCUCCUUACCCCCUGCUGUCACCUGGGCGCCGGGCAGCGACGGUGGCUACGACCCCUCGGACUACGCAGAGCCCAUGGAUGCCGUGACCAAACAGCGGCCCACGGAGGAAGAGAGCAUCUACUCGGUGCCCCACGACAGCACGCAGGGCAAGAUAAUCACCAUCCGCAACGCCAACAAGCAUUCUAACGGCGGGGGCAAUGGCUCAGAUAGCGAGGCUGACAGCAGCUCCCUGGAGCGGAGGCGGAAGAUGUCUGCUCUGGGGGUGAAGCCACGGCUGUACCGCGACCGCUCUAAACGCCUGGGCAAGUUCAGCAGCUUCCGCACUAGCUUCUCUAUCGGCAGUGAUGACGAGCUGGGGCCGCCCAAAGCAGCAGAGGAGCUGGGCGGGGCGCACAAGGGGGACAACUCCAUUAACGAGGAGGGCGAGGACCCCAAGAGAAGGAACAUCCUCAGGAGCCUGCGCAGAAACACCAAGGUAUGUGCCCCAGGGUGGGUGGGUGGGUGUCUGUGUGUGUAUCGUUCAUCAAUAACAUCACAUCAGAUUGCAUACUUUCAGUUUUUAUUCUUUAUACCAGUCACAUACUGUAUAUAGAGCAUCCCGAGAAAGAGAAAAACAGCUGUGAUUCAUUGAGAUUUCACCCUAGGAAUGACUUCAUAUACAAUCUCUAUUAAGCUAUUAUAGACUACUUAAUGAGUUUCAUCUGUUUAAUAGGGUUUUGUCUUCACUUACCACCUUUAUCAAAAUGACUUAGCAACAGUGUUCCUAUUGCACUGUUCAGUGUUUAUUGGUGUGUGUAUUUCCUCACCUGUGUUAGUGUAUGAGCUGUACUCAGGGGAUUUCUGUGUCAUGUCUCUGCUCACUAGAGCCCAUCUCAUUGGAGUCUGACAUGCUAUGGAGGGUCUAGGUCUAGGUUACCUUCCAGGCUCUUUAAAUCAGCCCUGCCUUCUCUCACUCUGUGGGCCUACUUUUCUCCUGCUCUGCGGGAGUCCUCCAAACUAGCCCAAUCAUGGGCGGAAGCAGAGAAACUUCAGCUAUUGAACUCACCCAGCUCAGGAGAAACUGUUUUAAUGAAUAGGGAGCUCAGUAUACGCUCAGGCUAUGGCUAGUUGUGUAUGUGUGUGUGUUUCCGUGUAUGUGCAUGUGUUGUCAGUAUUUAUGUGUGUGCGUGCUGUCAUUAUUCCACAAACUGACAAAAUUCUCAAACUUUAACCCCUGCUGACAUAGCUCAUUAGAACACCAUUAAAACUGAAGUUACAUUUUUGCGAGUUUAGUUUCAGACAUUUCUUUCACUGGUCACCUGAAUGAGGGCAUUAACGAGAAUAAAAAGGGAGAUAAUUAUUUUACUGCCCCCUCUCCCCCCUCCACACGGUCUCUCUGUACAGCAGUUAUGUUUUAUCCUGGAUUAAAGCAUCCCUAGCUCUAACCCACUCACUGUUCACAAAUUACAAACCUGUUACUGCCCCAGCCCUAGCUGCAGUCCCAUAGGCUGGCUUGUUUAAAAAAAAAACUAUUCGGUAAGUAGGUCUGUGCAGAGUAGACCCAACGGGUUUAUGACAUGCUCUGUUCAGAGGUGGGCUAUGUCUCUAAUCCGGAGAGUUCCCCGCUGCAUCAGUGCAUGAAGUCAGACCCGCCCUAAGAGCACGAUAGGCUGCAGUCUCACUGAAUAAAGUGAACAGAGAGUGAUUGGCAGCUGAGUGGUCCAACUGUGCAGCAUGUUUUCAGUAGUGCUCUAGUGCUGCACCAAAACAUGCCCAGAGACUAGUGGACAUGCCCUGGGUUUAUUUUCUCCUCAUCCUCCCACACAUUCUCUUUCCCUCCCUCAUUCCCCGACUCUCCCUCUCUUUACCUUCCUGCUGACGAAGCGGGAUAGAGGGAAUAUAAGACUCAUACGUGGGCGUCAGCCUCACUCUGGCCUCCCUCCCUCAGACACUCUGCAGUGAAACAUUUGACCCAACACCGUCAGUCUUAUCUGCCUGCCAUAGCUCCCAUUCACACAGAGAGGCUGACACAUAAGUGCCACCUAAGUGGGAGCGAAAGCAGUGUAUAUGAUUAGACUGGCUGGGAGAGAGACACAAACCACCCUGUCGCUGUGUGUGGGUGAUAAUUACCAUGGGUGUCAGUAGGGAGGACAGGGGAUUUAUGGUUUCACACACAGUGGUGAUGUCCCUCCACUCCAUAAACUAUACAAGACUGUUUAGUUGUAUACUGUAUAUCCUGAAUGAUGCUCUAUAACAUCACAAAUCUAGAGAGAAUUGGUUGGCGGAACCAGUAUAGGGGGAACUUAAUUGAACCGCCCAAAAAUAAAACAAAAAUGCUUUAUGGGACUAAGCUAGCGACUCCCCAGACUGCAGAGCACAGCCUUAGGGCUGAUCUGGGCCCUGUGCCCCCGCUCCACUUACAUUAAAGCCUUUAUUACUUAAUGGGAGCCAUAACAAGGGCAUCAGGUUCCCAGAUCAGCUGUCUCUCGAUUGAUGAGGGUCGCCAGCUGUAGCCUUGCGUCCCCUUAGGGCACUGCACAUUUGGGUCAUUAUAAUCAAGAGAGAGUGUCCCUGUAAGUCUGAUCUGAGGUCAGGGUAGAACCAGCCAGUCCUGUCUCUGUGUCUGCCUGGCCGCCGUUAGGCCUCAGCAUUGAGUUCACAGUAGAAACUAACCCUCUCUCCCUGUUCAAAUACAUUCACCUCAGGCUGUGGCUGGCUGACUUGGCAGAGGUCUCUCUCUCUCUCCCUUGGCAGAGGUCUCUUCUCUCUCUCUCUUCUCUCUCCUCUCUCUCUCGCUCUCUCUCUAUCCCUCUCUCUACCGAGACGCCAGAAACGUUUCCUCUCCCCAGCCUUCCUCAGUGGAAUGUUUUAAAUUCCUGCAUCACCUAGUUCCAUUCUAAUACGCCGCUAGCACUGCACACAGAGAGAGAGAGAGAGAGAGAGAGAGAGAGAAGAACCCUGGUCUCUUGUGUUUUAUUAAGGACGUGUUUUGUUUUCCUUGUGUGGUAGAGGUAUGUUGUCUUCUCAGCGCUAGCAACAUCCUGUCUCAGUAAGCAACUGAGGAGUGGCCACAAGAAAAAAAUGCAGGGAAUAUGCUAACCGUUGAUAGGAAACAAAUACAAGGUAGCUUACUAGUCUCAGCUCCCAAAUGCGUACAUCUCUGCUUCAGCUCUCAGCUCAGUCUGCCCCCCAGGCCUCUUGGGACAGCAACACAUUCCCAGUGAACACCAUUUAAGUGCACCGUACAAGUGAAGUUACGGCUUGAACGGCACAGAAGUAGCUGCAGUAGCUUAUAAUGCUGAUAACAGCAGUAAGUUAGGGACUUACUACAAACUAUGAUUGCGUUUCGGAUGCGGUAAUUUUCGAGGGAUGCAGUGUAGUGGAAAGGGAGUAUGACAAGGGAGAGGAAAGCGAGUGCAGAGGAUAAAGAAAACAUAGAGAGGUGAAAAGUGGAAUGGAGAUGUGUAUCACACAUACAGCUCGAGACAGGAAUGUAUGAUUCUUAUCAGCUUAGGCCUUGAGAAGAAUCUGCUGCAAGGGUGCGUAUGUGUGUUGUGUUGGUGCUGGUUGAUAGAGUAGAUGCCCAUAUUAAGAAUGAAAGUGUGGUAAUGUGUGUGUUAAAAUUGUGUGCAUAUCUAUGGUCUAACAAUCUAUCCAUGUCUUGGCUGGAUGAUGAACAGAAAGGAUAACACCAUUCUCAUCUCUCCCUCCCUCCCUCUCUCAGAAACCGCGGCCCAAGCCCAGACAUUCCAUAUCCAAAGUAGAAAGCAACUACUUUGGCGUGCCAUUGGCCAACGUGGUGACACCUGACCGACCCAUCCCGCUCUUCAUCGACAAGUGCAUCCGAUAUAUUGAGGCAACAGGUAAGCUUACACGUAUUACAGAGGCUGUAUUGUUGUUCUGAAUGGAUGCUAUUGAUUACUGAGACUAUUGAGAAGAACAAUAUAGUGGCGUAUAGAGGGAGUAGGUGGCUUUAUUGAUUUACUCCUGUGCUGGUUCCUUGUUUGUGACCCAUAUUACUAUUCAGGGAGCAAAGGUCGCAAGCAGUUUCUGACCUCAAUAUCAGCAAGGUCUCCUCUUUUCUCUCCUCUCUCCCUCUCGCUCUCCCUUCUCUCCUCCUCCCUCUCUCUCUCUCCUCUCUCUCUCUCUCCGUUCUCUCAUCUCGUCUCUCUCUCUCUCCCUCUCUCUCUUCUACGAUCUCUCUAGUCUCUCUCUCCUCUCUCCUCUCUCUCUCUCUCUCUCUCUCUCUCUCUCCUCUCUCUUUCUCUCCUCUCUCUCGCUCUCUCUCUUCUCUCUCCUCUCUCUCUCUCUUCCCCCCCCCCCACCCUGUGGAACUGGGUACACAGAUGGGCCUGUGCCCGGUUAACCCUGCUGCCACACUCUGCCCUAAUGCCCCUCAUGCUACAUCACUGCCCUGGGCCCUCAAGGGGCACGUCGCUCAGCCUAACAUCAGCUGUUACUCAAUCCCCCUAACGUGUGUGUCUCGGGAAGGUGGUUGAAGUGACAGGUCUGAAUACACAGGGGCAUUAUUAUAUGGAACACCUUUGAUACUCAAGCAGGAAAAUUAUUCCAUGAUGCAAAUGAGAGCAUUCAGGGUAGAAUGCUAAAUCGAGAUCACAGUAUUCUGCGUGUUGUGUUUGUGUGAGGAUGCAAAAGCCAUGACAUGCCUUAUUGACAUUUUUGGCAGUGCAUUCCUGGGUAAUCGCUUGUCUGAUUAAACCUUUCCCACACAAGGAUUAAAGUCAGACGCCUCUGCGCUGCCACGUGUGGGUAAAGGGGGCAGAGAUACGCACUUGAGUCAGGGCACCAGCGAGGUGCUCGCUGCCACCCUCACCCACCUGAGUGAAUUUAGCUACCACAAGGGGGCAGAGUGGAGUGGCACACACACACCACCUCCUUGGUUUCCCUCCUGCCUGCCUCUCUCUCUUUUCACCUAAUCCACCAUUUCCUCUCCUCUCUUCCCCUGCAGAUUCCCUCGUGUCCUCGUUUGGCCCUCUCUCCAUCUAGUCUCUUUCUUUCACCCACUGUCCUCAUCUGCUUAGUUUUCCUUGCCCUCUGUGCCUCUUUCUCUCUCUCACCGUCUUUCUCGCUCUCUCUCUCUCUCUCUUUCUUUCUCUCCCCCUCUUUCUCUCUCACUCUCUCUCUCUCUCUCUCACUCUCUCUCUCCCUGUUUCUCUCUCCUGUGUGAUGCCAAUGCCCCUGUCUCUGUCUGUGUUCAGAGGCAGUGGGGUAGUGGUAAUUUUCUGCCCUAUAGCUCCCUCCUUCAGAUCGAUAUCACAGAGCAGGAAAUUAGAACAAUCUAUGAGCUCAGCUCUUUUCUCUGUGUGCACCGGGAGGGAGGAGGAACACACUGCAGCAACACAACACACAGUCCUUAGCCACAUCCUCUGAUGACACUCUCACUAUGGAGUCAGUGCACACGCACACGAAUAAAUAAAGGCAUACACCAAAAUAUGCACACACACACACAAAAGCGCUCAGAUGGUGACACACCCAAAUGCUUUACAUGAGAAACACCAGCACUAAAUGGGAAUAUUCUCACUGUGAAGCACACAGUCCUAUUCUAACUCACACAUUGACUUAUACACUCCGACUCAAACUUAAAUGUGCUGUCCCGUUUUAUAAGUCAUGGAGGCUAUUUAAGGAUGUUGUUGCCAAAGUGACAUUCAUUUUUUUGUUCAUUACGGCAUCGUGACAUUCAAUGGUGUUAGUGUCCAGAGCUUGUUGUUUAACACGUACCAACACUUUCACUAAAAUUAGCUACAAUGUGUCUUUACUUAUUACGGUAGUGUACUAUAAAAUUAUUUCUGUAAAAUAAACUUAGUCAGGGGUCAGACGUGCGUUUGUGUGUGGUUGUGCAUUUGUCUCUGUGUGUGUACGUGUGCCUGUGUCUUCCUUGUGCCCCCCUCUUUUGUUGAGUAUGACAGAGGAGAGGCAGAGGAUGACCCUAUGAUUGUAACUAAAGGUGUCCAGGGCUUUAGGGGGAUAAGUGAUGUUAUGUUAUGGAGCAGACCUACAUCCGUCCCCUCUCCCUCACCCUAUACCAAAAAUACAUACCCACCCUACCGUAUUGUCCGAGCUGCCCACUGCUCUCCUAUACACAUCCUCUCUUAUCAUUCCUCCAUCCCCCUCUCAACGUCUGUGUAAGGGCGCUCCCUCCACCCCCACUCCUUCAACAGUCUCUCCCUCUGUCCUCCCUCUCUUUACCUUCGUCCCCCUCACACCUUUGCUACUGUUAUUCCCUUUCGGUCCAUCUUCCCCGGACUCUUCUCCUUUUGCCUUCCCACUUAUUUUCCUCUGAUCUUUCUCUCUCUCCAUCCCUUCUGCUCCUCAGUCUCCAUACGGAGUAAUGUUUCUGUUUCCACUCAGUGAGUUGUGUGUCCUUGUGGGUAUUGAGAUGAUGAAUGCGUGUUAGCAUGCGUGGGCACGUCUCCUUGUUCUAGCGAGCUCCAUAGCGACGUAAAGGGCAGCAGCCAGUGAUAGCGUGUUUCCGUGGUGGCCUAUGAAAACGGCUGCUUGUUGCCGGUGGCAACGGGACCCUGAGACAAACCCCACAUCUGGGCUGAGGAUCAGUCUGACCCUUGUCAGAGAGGCUUUGCCAACACGCCUCCGGAGCCAACUGCCACUCUCUUCUCUCUGUGUGUGUGUGUGUGUGUGUGUGUGUGUGUGUGUUUUUGCUUUUCACAGCAGUUGUCAUGAAUUGUAAUGAUGAAUGAGUGUUCGGAAGAGAGCAAGAGCUGUUCACACAUUCUCAUAAGUUUAAUGCUUAUCGUGGGCAUGUGUGUGUUUGGGACGUCACUUGAUGGUGUCUGAUAUACUGUAGGUGGAAAAAGACUUGGAGAGAUGAAAAUGUAAUAAAAAUAUAAUAAUGUCAUGAUUAUGUGAUGAAAUGGGAUAGUCCUGUAGAAGCAGGAGAUGGUCGCUCAGACAGGAUGUAGAUAAGCUGUACACAGGAAGUGCUAGUGUUUGGUUUGACUCCGGUCACUGCAGAGGAAAGGAAACCGGUCCAGAGCUGCUCUCAGAACAAAGAGGGUGAUGGAAGUUGACCUCUACAUCACACUCUCUGACCUCUGCAUUUCCACUACCAUCCUCCCUCUGUCUAUAUCUCUCUCCCGCUUCCUCACUCUGGCUCUGUAUGGUAAGAGCAUGACGGUAGUAUGCCAGAGUAAGGCUGUGGCGGUCAUUACAUUUUGUAAGCAGUUGAUUGUCAUGCCUACACAAACAACAAUAAAUCCAUUAUUUAUUUUAGGCAGGUCUAAAGAAACAUGAUAUGAAGAAAAUGUAGUCUAUUUCAGAAGAACAGAAUAGCAUAUUCUGAGUCGUCCUUAUGUUAGGCACUGAUCUGGCUAUGCCAUAUGGCUGUGGGCUACACUAGUUCAUUUAGCAGACAGGAUUUGCUUAUAAUUUCCGGGGCAUUAUUUGAAAGUAAGAAGAAUACAAUUGAACAUAGCUGAAUAAAAUAGAAAGGAUAUUUUCCCCAAAUGAUUUCCGAGCGAGUGCGCAUAUGCGGCUAUUCUGUGUUGAGUGGUUCUCCUGAGUGGCGCAGUGGUCUAAGGCACUGCAUCGCAGUGCUAACUGUGCCACUAGAGAUCCUGGUUCGAAUCCAGGCUCUGUCGCAGCCGGCCGCGACCGGGAGACUCAUGGGUCGGCGCACAAUUGGCCCAGCGUCGUCCAGGGUAGGGGAGGGAAUGGCCGGCAGGGAUGUAGCUCAGUUGAUAGAGCAUGGCGUUUGCAACGCCAGGGUUGUGGGUUCGAUUCCCACGGGGGGCCAGUAUAAAAAAAUAUGUAUUCACUAACUGUAAGUCGCUCUGGAUAAGAGCGUCUGCUAAAUGACUAAAAAUGUAAAUGUUAACAAAGAAACAGGUCCUUCUAUAUGCUUCAUUUAGUUGUUCAUGCAACUUUAGUUGUGAUAUAAACAUUAGGAUAUAUGUUUUGAUUUGUAAUACAUUCUAAGGCAUGAUGUGAGUCUAAUGAUUUUGAAAAAAGUCGCAUGAAAGACAUGAGCUCUGCUUUGUUUCUUGCGCAGGCUGCACACACUUCAUCAGUCUCUCAUUCUCUCAUUCACAAUUUGACAAGCACUUGAUAAUAUUCUGACGGUAGUAUGCCGCACGGCAAGCGGUACCGGAGCGCCAAGUCUAGGUCCAAAAGACUUCUCAACAGCUUCUACCCCCAAGCCAUAAGACUCCUGAACAGCUAAUCAUGGCUACCCGGAAUAUUUGCCCCCACCCCCACCCCAUCUUUUUACGCUGCUGCUACUCUGUUAAUUAUUUAUGCAUAGUCACUUUAACUCUACCCACAUGUACAUAUUACCUCAACUACCUCAACUAGCCGGUGCCCCCGCACAUUGACUCUGCAACGGUACCCCCCUGUAUAUAGCCUCCCUACUGUUAUUUUAUUUUACUUCUGCUCUUUUUUUUCUCACUUUUUUGUUAUUGUUGUUUUAUUUUACUUUUUUUAUAAAAAAAUAAAUGCAUUGUUGGUUAAGGGCUGUAAGUAAGCAUUUCAUGGUAAUGUCUACACCUGUUGUAUUCGGCGCAUGUGGCAAAUACGAUUUGAUUUGAUUCUCACCCAUCAGACUGUUCUGAAUAGCCGCAUGUGUCCCGUGUAGCUCAGUUGGUAGAGCAUGGCGCUUGCAGCGCCAGGUAUGUGGGUUUGAUUCCCACGGGGGACCAGUAUGAAAAAAGUAUGAGAAUGUAUGCACUCACUACUGUAAGUCGCUCUGGAUAAGAGCGUCUUCUAAAUGACUAAAAUGCAAAAAUGUAAAACAUGUAUUCUCAAUUUAAUCUGGUCUUUACAUAUAGCCUACCAAUAUAUCAAAUAUAUCCCUUUUUACAUCAGCAGAUGUCACAAAGUGCUUAUACAGAAACCCAGACUAAAACCCCACAGAGCAAGCAAUGUCGAUGUAGAAGCAUGGUGGCUAGGAAAAACUCCCUAGAAAGGCAGGAACCUAGGAGGAAACCUAGAGAGGAACCAGGCUCUGAGGGGAGGCCAGUCCUCUUCUGGCUGUGCCAGGUGGAGAUUAAAAGAGUACAUGGCCAUUAAGGCCAGAUCAUUCUUCAAGAUGUUCAAACGUUCAUAGAUGACCAGCAGGGUCAAAUAAUAAUCACAGUGGUUGUAGAGGGUGCAACAGGUCAGCACCUCAGGAGUAAAUGUCAGUUGGCUUUUCAUAGCCGAGCAUUCAGAGGUCAAGACAGCAGGUGAGGGAGGGAGAGGGAGGAAGAGAGAGAGAGGAUCAAAAACAGCAGGUCCGGGUCAAGGUAGCAAGUCCGGUGAACAGGUCAAGGUUCCAUAGCCACAGGCAAAACAGCAGAAACUGGAGCAGCAGGACGACCAAGUGGACUGGGGACAGCCAGGAGUCAUCAGUCCAGGUAGUCCUGAGGCAUGGUCCUAGGGCUCAGGUCCUCCGGGAGGGGGGAGGGAGGGAGGGAGAGGAGAAUUAGAGGGAGCAUACUUAAGUUCACACAGGACACCAGAUAAGACAGGAUAAUUACACCAGAUAGGACAGACUGACAGACUGACCCUAGCCCCCGGCACUAUUGCAGCAUAGAUACUGGAGACUGAGACGGGGGGGUCGGGGGGCACUGUAGCCCCGUCCGACGAUACCCCCGGACAGGGCCUACCAGGCAGGAUAUAACCCCACCCACUUUGCCAAAGCACAGCCCCCACAACACUAGUGGGUGGUGUAUACCAAACAUUAGGAACAUCUUCCUAGUAUUGAGUUGCACCCCCUUCCCCCCCUUUUGCCCUCAGAACAUCCUCAAUUCGUCAGGGCAUGGGCUCUACAAGGUGUCGAAAGCGUUCCACAGGGAUGCUGGCCCAUGUUGACUCCAAUGCUUCCCACAGUUGUGUUAAUUUUGCUGAAUGUCCUUUGGGUGGUGGACCAUUCUUGAUACACAUGGAAAACUGUUGAGCGUGAAAAACCCAACAGUGUUGCAGUUCUUGACAAAACCGGUGCACCUACUACCAUACCACGUUCAAAGGCACUUAAAUCUUUUGUACUGCCCAUUCAACUUCUGAAUGGUACACAUACACAAUCCAUGUCUCAAUUGUCUCAAGGCUCUAAAAUCCUUCGUUAACCUGUCUCCUCCCCUUCAUCUACACUGAUUGAAGUGGAUUUAACAAGUAACAUCAAUAAGGGAUCAUAGACUGACCAGAUGAAUCCAGGUGAAAACUAUGUCAUGGAAAGAGCAGGUGUUCUUAAAGGAAUAAUCCACCCCCAGAAAUAAAAAUCAUGAAACUCCUGUUGUUUGUUUUGUUCUGUCAGUGGAUAGGUAAAAUACAUGUUUUUUGCAUGAUUCAAGUGGUCCCCCUGUGACAAUCAGGAAAUCAUGUAGGAACGCGUCAUAGCUACAUAAUUGUCGUCACUGGAGAUAGGGGUUAACACACUAUCACAUUUUAGAACGCUUUUAAAACAAUUACCUGCACUCCAGAUCGCCAAAUCAGCCAACAUAUGGUAUGGGCAUACUUGUCUAGAACACAUCCAUCCGUUUAUGUCAUCAUGACAAAGUAUAUAUUUCGCUUAGAUGUGCUCAAUCUAAUCAGUGUAACAAAUCAAGUACCAUGUCGCAAUGCACCGUGUCUGUAGGAAACAGAUAUAUUAUAGAAAGGCGGAGAUAGGAAUCCCAUUGGGAAAUUAAUGGAGAAACGCCCCACCCGACUGACUGUCGACCCAUCGCAUUCACGUUGUCAUGCUGCGUCACGCGGUUCCUAAGCUAAUCAUCACGCAAUCCGGUCCUAAUGGAGUUUCCAUCCCCUCAAAAUUAUCUCUGUGGUAAAGCAACGUAAUGUUGCUCUCGCUCUUGGCAGAGACCCCAUUUAUAGCUCUGUGGCAGAGACGAACUGCAAGUUGAACUCGGUUAGUUAGACUCCUAAAUUGAUGGGGCAGUUUGUUUAGCCGAUGUUACAGCUAACUAGCUACUCCACAUGCUGAUAUUGAGUUUGGUAUUAUUGUGUGUAGCUAUGUUUUCUAGCCAGCCAGCCCAGGGAGAGAGAGAGAGAGAGCAUUGCAUUGUGGUUUUUUGUAGUAGACUUGAGCUGCAACACAUUUCCCCAAACUGAUUUUCACAUGUUUCUACCAACAUUGUUAUAACAACAAAAUGAAACAUUUGUUCACAAAAAAAUAUUGUUCUCACAUAUUUGUGUUAUUUAACACUCUUAAUAACAGGAAUUCGUAGUUUUGGGUGGAUUAUCCCUUUAAUGUUUUGGAUACUCAGUGUAUGUGUGGAAUAUUUUUUUAUUUACAGUGGUCCAUAAAAAAAAAAAUUGGAAUAGCGGAUGGAGGUUAUGUGUGGUUACGUUUUUAAUAUGCCAGGCAGGCUACAUCGGUUGUAAAACGGAUUAAUGUGCUUAAUUUUAAGAAUUUAGCAAUAAAUGUAGCAUCACGAGAAAGCUGGGAUCCUCUUAUAAGAACACAUUUCACUAGGCUCUCUGUAGGCUAUGGGCUAUGGGCUCUCCAAAUGUGUUCCAGGGGUCCUAGGCCUAAAGGUUACAUUUUGGAGUUUGGCCACUUUUGUAAUAAAAACCUUAACAAAACAUAUAGGUCUAUGGGCUAGGGUACAUGAUGCAUGCGACUAUGAUUUAGAAAAAGUCGCGAAAUAAGGCAUCCAACCGACUAUUCUCAAAUUUAUCUUAUCUUUAUAUGUACUAAAUAAAGCUGGGACCGAGAGACUGAAAAACAGCUUCUUGCUCAAGGCCAUCUGACUGUUAAAUAGCCAUUACUAGCCGGCCUCCACCCAGUACCCUGCCCUGAACUUAGUCACUGUCACUAGCCGGCUACCACCCAGUUACUCAAUCCUGCACCUUAGAGGCUGCUGCCCUAUGUAGAUACACAUACAGUGCAUUCGGAAAGUAUUCAGACCGCUUGAUGAAGCACAUUUUUGCACAUUUAUAGAUCGGGUUCAAGUCCGGGCUCUGGCUGGGGCACUCAAGGACAUUGAGACUUGUCCCGAAGCCACUCCUGUGUUGUCUUGGCUGUGUGCUUAGGGUCAUUGUCCUGUUAGAAGGUGAACCUUCACCCCAGUCUGAGGUCCUCAAGGAUCUCUCUGUACUUUGCUCCGUUCAUCUUUCCCUCGAUCCUGACUAGCCUCCCAGUCCCUGCCACUGAAAAACAUCCCCACAGCAUGAUGCUGCCACCACCAUGCUUCACCGUAGGGAUGGUGCCAGGUUUUCUACUGAUGUCACGCUUGGCAUUCGGCCAAAUAGUUCAAUCUUGGUUUCAUCAGACCAGAGAAUCUUGUUUCUCAUGGUAUGAGAGUCCCUUAGGUGCCUUUUGACAAACUCCAAGCGGGCUGUCGUGCCUUUUACUGAAGAGUGGCUUCCGUCUGGCCACUCUACCAUAAAGGCCUGAUUAGUAGAGUGCUGCAGAGAUGGUUGGCCUUCUGGAAAGUCUCCACAGAGGAACUCUGGAGCGCUGUCAGUGACCAACAGGUUCUUGGUCACUUCCCUGACCAAGGCCCUUCUCCCCUGAUUGCUCUAGGAAGAGUUUUGGUGGUUCCAAACUUAUUCCAUUUAAGAAUGAUAGAGGCCACUGUGUUCUUGGAGACCUUCAAUGCUGCAGAUAUUUUUUGGUACCCUUCCCCAGAUCUGUGCGUAAACACAAUCCUGUCUCUGAGCUCUUCUGACAAUUCCUUUGACCUCAUGGCUUGGUUUUUGCUCUGACGUGCACUGCCAACUGUGGGACCUUUAUAUAGACAGGUGUGUGCCUUUCCAAAUCAUGUCCAAUCAUUUACAUUUACCACAGGUGUACUCCAACAAGUUGUAGAAACAUCUCAAGGAUGAUCAAUGGAAACAGGAUGCACCUGAGCUCAAUUUCGAGUGUCAUAGCAAAGGGUCUGAAUACUUAAGUAAAAACCUGUUUUCGCUUUGUCAUUAUGGGGUAUUGUGUAUAGAUUGAUGAGGAAAACUAUUAAUUUAAUACUUUUUAGAAUAAGGCUGUAACGUAACAAAAUGUGGAAAAAGGGAAGGGGUCUGAAUACAUUCCGAAUGCACCGUAUAUACACCUAAAUCCUGGGCAUUCAUAUGGAGUUGGUCCCCCCUUUGCUGCUAUAACAGCCUCAACUCUUCUGGGAAAGCUUUCCACUAGAUUUUGGAAUGUUGCUGCAGGGACUUGCUUCCAUUCAGCCACAAGAGCAUUAGUGAGGUUGGGCACUGGUCGGGCCAAAGGUGUUCAAUGGGGUUGAGGUCAGGGCUCUGUGUAGGCCAGUCAAGUUCUUCCACAGCAAUCUCGACAAACCAUUUCUGCAUGGACAGCGCUUUGUACAUGGGGGCAUUGUCAUGCUGAAACAGGAAAGGGCCUUCCCCUAACUGUUGCCACAAAGUUGGAAGCACAGAAUCGUCUAGAAUGUCAUUGUAUGCUGUAGCGUUAAGAUUUCCCUUCACUGGAACUAAGGGGCCUAGCCCAAACCAUGAAAAACAGCCCCAGACAAUUAUUCCUCCUCCACCAAACUUUACAGUUGGCACUAUGCAUUGGGGCAGGUAGCGUUCUCCUGGCAUCCGCCAAACCCAGAUUUGUCCGUCGGACUGCCAGAUAGUUAAGUGUGAUUCAUCACUCCAGAGAACGUGUUGCCACUGCUCCAGAGUCCAAUGGCGGCGAGAUUUACACCACUCCAGCCGACCCUUGGCAUAGUGCAUGGUGAUCUUAGGCUUGUGUGCGGCUGCUCGGCCAUGGAAACCCUUUUCAUGAAGCUCCCGACGAACAGUUGUGCUGACGUUGCUUCCAGAGCUAGUUUGGAACUCGGUAGUGAGUGUUGCAACAGAGGACAGACCAUUUUUACGCGCUAUGCGGUUCAGCACUCGGCGGUCCCAUUUUGUGAGCUUGUGUGGCCUACCACUUUGCGGCUGAGCCGUUGUUGAUCCUAUACUUUUCCACUUAACAGCACAAUAACAGCAAUUACAGUUGACCAGGACAGCUCUAGCAGGGCAGAAAUGUGUCGAACUGACUUGUUGGAAAGGUAGCAUCCUAUGACGGUGCCACGUUGAAAGUCACUGAGCUCUUCAGUAAGACCAUUCUACUGCCAAUGUUUGUCUAUGGAGAUUUCAUGGCUGUGUGCUCGAUUCUAUACACCUGUCAGCAACCAGUGUGGCUGAAAUAGCCGAAUCCACUAAUUGGAAGGUGUCGACAUACUUUUGUUUAAAUUUAUACUCUGGACAUUGCUCAUCCUAAUAUUUCUAUAUUUCUUAAUUCCGUUCUUUUACUUUUAGAUUUGUGUGUAUUGUUGUGUAUUGUCAGAUAUUACUGCUCUGUUGGAGCUAAGAACACAAGUAUUUCGCUAUACCCGCAAUAACAUCAGAUAAAUAUGUUGCACAUGUCGGAAUAUGUUGCACCUGUCCAUUAUCAUGCACCUGUCGAAACAGGUGCAGAGGAAAAAAAGACAUGUAAUCUGUAUGCACUUGAAUAGCGAAUGGAGGACUCUUUUCCCGCGGUUCAUUUUCAUGCCAGCCAGGUAGGCUACUCCGGUUGUAAAGCGAAGCAAUGUGCUUAAAAUUAGGAAAGUUGAGAAAUAAAUAUAGUAGGCCUAGCUUAUAGAAAGCUGAUGAGAGCCUCCUCCUUUUUAAUAGAGGCCAUCAAAACUCUGUUUUCUCACGCAAUUGUAUAGCAUAGCCUAUAGAAAUGUUGCGCAACAUGGGCUUAUAGGAACACUUAUUUCAUUCCAUGCAUCAACCAGCAACGAGGAGCUGGCUCUCGCUGCCCAACAGGUGAUCCUAUUCUGCUCAAACGCUGAAUGCCAGGGCUCUCAUGAAGUGUUUGAUUUGAUUUUCUAUUGAAUUUGCAUUGAUGUCAGAGUGAUUAGAGGGACAAUAGAGCGCUGAGUACCAGGCCAUUAGCGACAGGCCAUCAGCGACUGGCCGUUAGCACGUUUGGUAGGCUACUAAUGACCAUCAGCGGCAUCAGAGUGCAGUUUUGGAGAAGUCUAGUUACCAUGACUCAGUGGUCACCUGGAAUUUGACUGCGGUCAUGACUCUUGACUCCGGUCAUGCCUCGUGAGUGGCAGUAAUGCGAUCAUAAAAGCCCUACGCCAGGGUCGUGGGUUUGAUUCCUGCUGGGGCCACUAAUGCAAAAAUGUUAGCAAAAGCCUCUGCUAAAUGGCAUGUAUUAUUAUUUAGUAUGUCUCUUCCUCCUCUCCUCCUGUUGCUAUUCUCUUCUAUUUCUCCCUCCCUCCACUCACUCCUCACUCCAUGUCUCCCCUCUGUCUCCCUCCCCCCUCUAUCUCGUUUUCCAUCCCUGUUCCCCUGGAGUCUGGCUAGAAAAGCUUUUGUGGAUAAUUGAUCGGCAGAAGGAGGGGAUCGAUGCUGCUCGUCUUGACUGAGAGUCUCAUUUCCUACCGCCUCUCCCUGUCUCGGGAUUUGUCUUUGUCUCGGUCCCUCCUCUCUCUCUCUCUCUAGCUCUCUCACCAUCUGUCCACACCCAUGUCCUCUCCAUGUCUGUGGUAAAGGCAUGGAUUGCAGAGAGAGGAGAGGAGAAAGAGCUGGAUGAUGAACACAUGAGACCAGAGUUCAUUAAGUCAUUUUUAUGGAUCUUGAACUAUAGUAGCCCCAGUAGCACACAAAGCACCGGAGCACUUUCUGCAAGCCUGCACUGUUGCUUUAUGAGUUUCAUUGAUAGUGCUUAUGAUCUGUCUCGGUGGGAGGACACAAGGCCAGGCCACUAAUAGUCUCCAAUGUGUCUGUUGUUUCAUUACUACACAAUCUCUGCAUAGAACACUGCUUCUAAUAGCACUCUCUAUUGAAAGUGCUUACACAGAGGCUAUAGGGGGACUUGUGUUGUUAUUGAUGUCUGCGAGUGUGUGUUCUGAUUGUGAGUUGGAUUGAUGAAAAAUGUCAUGUUGAAAGCAUCAGGUGGAUAUAUUGUACUGAAUCUCUCCUCUCUCUUCUCUGUCUCUCACUAUCUCUUCUCUUUGCUCUCUCUUCGCUCUCUCUCGCUCCCUCGCUCACUCUCUCAGGUAUCACUACAGAAGGGAUCUACAGGGUGAGUGGGAACAAGUCAGAGAUGGAGAGCAUGCAGAGGCAGUUUGACCAGGGUGAGUCACCAGAACCUCUCUUUUGACAUAAGACAUUCAACUCACACACACACACACACCAACAAUAUGAAUUGUCAACAAUAUGCUAUACACAGUUUAUUAGGUACACCACCCGUUCACAAAAAUAGUUUGCUCCUACAGACAGUGAGUCACGUGGCUGUGGCUUGCUAUACAAAGCAGGCAGACAGGCAUCGAGGCAUUCAGUUACUGUUCGAUUGAACGUUAGAAUGGGAAAAACGAGUGACCUAAGCGACUUUGAGUGUGGUAUGAUCAUCGGUGCCAGGUGUGCCAGUUCCAGCAUCUCAGAAACGGCCGGCCUCCUGGGCUUUUUACCCACGACAGUGUCUAGGGCAAGGUUUCCCAAACUCUGUCCUCGGGACCGCAAGGGGUGCACAUUUAGUUUUUUUUGCCCUAGCACUACACAGCUGAUUCAAAUAAUCAACUAAUCAUCAAGCUUUGAUCAUUUCAAUCAGCUGUGUGGUGUUAGGGCAAAAACCAAGACGUGCACCCCUGCACGCUGGUCUAGGGUUUACCGAAAAUGGUGCGACAAACAAAAAACAUCCAGUCAGUGACAGUCCUGUGGGUGAAAACAGCUCGUUAAUGAUAGGUCGAAGGAGAAUGGUAAGAACCGUGCAAGUAACAGGCGGGCCACAGGCAAAUAACGGCACAGUACAACAGUGGUGUGCAGAACAGCAUUUCAUAAUGCACAACUCAUCGAUCCUUGUCACGAAUGGGCUAUUGCAGCAGACAACCAAACCGGGUUCCACUCCUAUCAGCUAAAAACAAGAAGAAGCGACUGCAGUGGGCACGUGAUCACAAACACUGGACAAUUGAGGAGUGGAAAAACAUUGCCUGGUCAGAUUGAGUGUUAUUGUUGUAGGGUUGUCAGACCCCAUGCCACCCAUGGUCGGUGCCAAUGUACACUUACUGACCUAUGCACAUACAGGCACACACAAACUCACCAAUACACAGAAACAUACUCACAUACCUAGGCACAAACAGGCCAUAGAGGUGCAGUGUUAGUGUGUUGUAUCUGUCCAGAAGCCUGUUGUCGAAUGGAUUCACCUAAUUAACCUGGGAGCAUCUGUAUAAUUGAUAUAAAGGAAGGAGAGGCCUUCCUCACACUGUAGCGUAGCUUCUGUGUGUGUGUGUGUGUGUGUGUGUGUCCUGUGUGUGUGUCCAUGCGUAUGUGUGGUGUGGGCCGUUAAUUACCUCCAGAUUGGUUUGGUUAAUGAAGUGUGUGUGUGUGUGUGUGAGGCUGAAUCCAGCUGAGGUAAUCAGAAGUGAAGUCCUGUGUCCAGUCGAACAGUACCCUAAACCAAGGUGACAAUACAAUUACACAUGAAAUUACAGCAUAGGUAGACCAUAGCCAUAAAUCAGCUAUCACCUAGCCACCCCUUACAGCACAGGUAACCCAUAGCGAUAGAACCACACACCAAGUUCAGAUACAACAGCCGAGACGAGACGAUUUUAUGCAGUUUUAGAAUGAAGUUUUCUUGAUCUGAUCUGACCUGUCUAUUUUUAGAACUUCUCAUUUCGGCUGUUGGAGUUUCCAAGGUUCAACAUGUCAAAUCUUAGCUAAAGAUGAGACGGAUCCGAGUUGUAUCGAGUCAUUGUAAAGAUUCACUGUUACCGUGGAAACAGUCUCAACUGCCCAUCUCGUCGUCUUGAUCUGAAUGCCCUGUCUUUAGUCAGCUGUUCUUCAACACAGAAUUCUAAAACUGGCUAGUUUUGUCUCGUCUCUCCUUAUGUCGGCUACUGUAUCUAAACCGGGCUUUAGGAUCACUGAGAUCUGGAGCCUGGUCUGAAAACAGGUCUGAACCGGAUAGCACUAGGCAUUACUUGGUGAGAACUGACUUGGGACCAGUGUUAUCACUGAAGCUGGUCUGUUAUGUACACAACAGGUCCUAUUUUCCUCCACUCUCUCUUUUCCAUCUCCUUUUCAUCCUUCCUCACUAUCCCCUCUCCCUCACCAUCACUAUCUGUCUAACUCUCUUCCACUGUCACUCCUCCCCCUUUCUAUCCCCCCCCCCCCUUUCUCCCCCCCCCCCCCCCCCCCCCCCCGGUCACCCUGCCUCUCUUCCUCUAUAUUUGUCAUAGAUAGGAGAGAGUCAUCAGAUAAGGGUUUUUAAAAGUCUAUAUUUCCUUAUCCUUCUCUCCUCCCCUCCUUCACCCCCUUCCUUCUCUCCUCCCCUCCUUCACCCCCUUCCUUCUCUCACACUCUUUCUGUGUUUUGAACAACAAGCCUGUGUCAGUGGGGCAGGCGUCGCCUGUGAUUACUCUUGGUUUAUAGUUUUAAUCAGCAGUUGUGCUUCUGGUGCUGCUAACCUCGUUCCCAAUCUCUCCCAUGUGGUCCCUUAUACUGAGCUGCCACACUGAAUAAGAGAUACUCACUGAGGAGCUGGAGCCAAUUGGGUGCAGUUCCUUCUAACAGGAUAAGCAGUGUUCUCUAAGAUAUACAGAACUUUAUUGUAUGCUGGUGUUGUGGAUUGUUUAUUCAGGUAUUUUAGUCUAUCACCAGGUGGGGUGAUACUAUAGUAGUAAAACAAAUGAGUUUAAGGCAGACCUUUUGUGUGUGUGUGUGUAUGUGUGUGUACGUGUCUGUUUCAUAUUAUUGUCUCUUGUAGAUCAUGUCCUAAAUCAGGUGUCUCUUCCAUGUCUUAUUCUAAUGAAUCCCUCUCUCUCUAUCUCUCUCUGUCUGUCUCUCUCUCUCUCCGUCGCUCUCUGUCUCCCUGCUAGACCAUAACCUGGACCUGGUGGAGAAGGACUUCACUAUCAACACGGUGGCCGGGGCCAUGAAGGCCUUUUUCUCUGAGCUGCCUGAGCCCCUGGUGCCCUACAGCCAUCAGAUCGAACUGGUGGAGGCCUUCAGUAAGACAUGGGCCUGGGGAGAGGGGACAGAGUGGGCUGGGCUGGGGAGAGGGUGGCAGGGAAAGGGGGGACUGGGGAUA
Messenger RNA from Coregonus sp. 'balchen', 22185 nucleotides. Lineage: Eukaryota; Metazoa; Chordata; Actinopteri; Salmoniformes; Salmonidae. The record is from the annotation of a GenBank genome assembly.